CGCCUUCUUGUCGUUCUCAAAGACUGUAAAACUGGAGUCCAAUCUCCAUCAUCUUACAGGAAGCUGAGUACUUCCUUCUUGGUUCAAGACCUUGAACCCUGAAUUCAUAAAGACGCUAAAAGCACCAGAAGCAAAGCCCUUGUGGACGAAAUCCCUUGGAAGCUGAGAGAAGUCACCAUGGAGAAUUCAUCCACCACAGAGGACUAUAUAACCACCGAAUAUGACUAUGGGGACACAGCCCCAUGCCAGAAGGUGGAUGUGAGGGCCUUUUCGGCACAACUGCUGCCACCGUUGUACUCUCUGGUGUUUAUCAUUGGCUUGGUUGGUAAUGUCCUGGUGGUCCUGGUCCUCAUGCAGUACAAGAGGCUUCGAAGCAUGACCAGCAUCUAUCUCCUCAACCUGGCUGCUUCUGACCUGGUCUUCCUCUUCACGCUGCCCUUCUGGAUUGAUUACAAGUUGAAGGACAACUGGGUUUUUGGGAAUGGCAUGUGUAAGCUGCUCUCUGGGCUUUAUUAUGUAGGGUUGUACAGUGAAAUCUUUUUCAUCAUUCUGUUGACAAUCGACAGGUACCUGGCCAUUGUCCAUGCUGUGUUUGCCUUGAGGGCCCGGACUGUCACCUUUGGCAUCAUCACCAGUAGCAUCACUUGGGCUGUGUCCAUCUUGGCUUCCAUUCCUGGCUUGUACUUUUCCAAGACCCAGAAGGAGUUCACUCACUACACCUGUAGCACUCAUUUCCCUCUUGAAAGCAUGACAGACUGGAAACGGUUCCAGGCUCUGAAACUGAACAUUUUAGGAUUGAUUUUACCUCUUAUUGUCAUGAUUGUCUGCUACACAGGGAUCAUUAAUAUUCUGCUCAAACGACCCAAUGAGAAGAAAGUCAAAGCCGUCCGUCUGAUUUUUGUUAUUAUGCUUAUCUUCUUCCUCUUUUGGACACCCUAUAAUCUGUGUAUACUUGUUGCUGCUUUCCAAAACCUCCUGUUCACUGAUCCGUGUGAACAGAGCAAACAGCUAGACAUGGCCAUCCAGGUGACGGAGGUCAUUGCCUACACUCACUGCUGUGCCAACCCAAUCAUCUAUGUCUUCGUAGGUGAGCGAUUCCGGAAAUACCUCCGCCAGUUGUUCCAAAGGCACGUGGCUAUGUGGCUGCCCUUCCUCUCCAUGGACAGACUGGAGAGGGUCAGCUCUAUGUCCCCAUCCACAGGAGAGCAGGAACUCUCUGCUGGGUUCUGACUAAGACCACUGGAGGCUGACCAAGGUCCCUGUGGGAGUGACAAGCCACUCACACUACCAGGUAAGGAAUGGACACAGUGUGGCUCUCCCCACUGGAUUCUGACACCUGGCACAGCAUGAAAUCAUAGCCACUUAGGGUCAGAAGUUUAAAGGUGGCCUAAACCAAGUCACGUCUGGGUCUUCAGUCUUUUUCCUGGACUUCUCCCUGGUAGAAAGGACUGAAGUGGGAUGUUCCAGAAAUUAAGAUAGUGGGUGUCAGGGGAGGGCUUGGACCCACACAGGAUGUUGAUCUGUGAAUAUUAGCAUUUGCAAACUAAGCCACUGUGGCAAACCCCAACACUCCCACCAAUGAACUGAGAAACAGCGAUUUCUUCAGCCGACUCCACUCAUGGAGCCUCCCCUACUCUGCUGCCUCGGCAGGAUCUGGACUCUUGGAAACUCUGGGGAACAUAGAGCUCAGGGUGGAUGAACUUGACACUGAGAAAUAGGAUUUGGGAACUGCUAUAAGCAGUGGAAUAAGAAAGCCCUUAGAAUUUUGUUUUGUUUUGACAGUGCUGGAAUUUGAACUCAGGACCUGACACUUGAACCAUACCUCUAGUCCUUCUUUGCGUUAGGCUGUUUUUCAGUUGGGGUCUUUCUUUUUGCCUGGAAAGGCCUAGAUUGCAAUCUUCCUACUUACACUUUCCUC
Castor canadensis (American beaver) is the source of this 1918-nucleotide messenger RNA. RefSeq names its product C-C motif chemokine receptor 1 (gene Ccr1). Gene Ontology annotation, cellular component: cytoplasm; external side of plasma membrane; membrane. NCBI's taxonomy places the organism in Eukaryota, Metazoa, Chordata, Mammalia, Rodentia, Castoridae. Gene Ontology annotation, biological process: inflammatory response; cell chemotaxis; immune response. Gene Ontology annotation, molecular function: chemokine (C-C motif) ligand 7 binding; chemokine (C-C motif) ligand 5 binding; C-C chemokine receptor activity. The record is from RefSeq and is a predicted model, not a curated record.